Messenger RNA from Eleginops maclovinus (Patagonian blennie), 2306 nucleotides. RefSeq names its product family with sequence similarity 98 member A (gene tslig3a). Lineage: Eukaryota; Metazoa; Chordata; Actinopteri; Perciformes; Eleginopidae. The transcript has 8 exons. Gene Ontology annotation, cellular component: tRNA-splicing ligase complex. The record is from RefSeq and is a predicted model, not a curated record. Bases 168 to 1673 code for a protein of 501 amino acids.
UGAUGUCCUGCUACACACACUGUCCAGGCGGUGGCGGUAAGACGCCUCUAAGAUGGUCUAACAACCGCCAAUAAUCGCGUAGAAGAAGAGGUUCAACGUGUAUCAGCUGAGCUGGCUGAUAACUCUUCCAUAGUACGUGAAUUAAAGCAUAACCACAGAAUAUUGGGAUGGAGAAUGAUACUCUCGUCUCUCUUGAAGAUUUAGGGUACCAGGGCCCUCUGUUGGAGGAUGGAGCUCUGGAUGGUGCAGUGAGCAGCGGAGCAGCUUCCCCUGAGUUCACUAAGCUCUGUUCCUGGAUCACCUCAGAGCUGAGACUCUACUGCCAGCUGGAGGAGAAUGUCCACGCCACGAACUGUCCGAGCGAGGCCGAUGCCUUCCAGCUGGAGAUGAGCGGCCUGCUGUCGGAGCUCGCCUGUCCUUACCCUGUCCUCACCAGCGGAGACAUCACCCAGAGGUUCCUGAACAGCACCGACUGCCUGCUGCUCCUCACCUUCCUGGUGUCUGAGCUGGAGGCGUCGAGGAUGAUCCUGGUUAAUAAGCCUGAAAAGAAAACCCAGGAGUCGGGCAGCCCCAUGUUCCAGGAGCUGAAGGGCAUCUGCAUGGCCCUGGGCAUGUCCAAGCCUCCAGCAAACAUCACCAUGUUCCAGUUCUUCAGCGGCAUAGAGAAGAAGCUGAAAGAAGCCAUGUGUAAAGUCCCACCACAUCACGUAGGAGAGCCUCUGAUGAAGAAGGCCCUUGGACCUGUGCACGUGGAAAAAAUUGAAGCUAUCAACCAGGCACUUGUGAACGAGUAUGAAAUGAGGAGGAAAAUGUUGUUGAAGCGUCUCGAUGUGACCGUGCAGUCCUUCGGCUGGUCUGGCCGAGCCAAGACGCAUGCUGAGAAGUUGGCCAGUGUUUACCAACCGCUGCGUUCUGUUCUCAGCACCAAAUCUAACAUCUCUGUGGCUCACCUCCUCGCCGCUCGACAAGACUUCUCAGUGAUCCUGCGCACGAGCAGCGGCAGGAUCCGGGAGAAGACAGCGUGUGCCAUUAAUAAGGUUCUAAUGGGCCGAGUUCCAGACAGGGGGGGCCGCCCCUGUGAGAUCGAGGCUCCUCCCCCAGAGAUGCCCUCCUGGCAGAAGCGUCAGGAUGCCCCCCAAGGCGGAGGACACUACGGUGGGAGUGGGCACGGAGGCGGAAGGGGGGGCUACGACAACUACUCCCAAGGUGGCCGUGGAGGAUAUGAGAGAGGAGGAGGUAGAGGAGGAGGUGGCAGAGGGGGAAAGGUGCAGGGAGGCUGGGGAGAAGGAGGUGGAGGAGGGAGAGGCUCCUACAACCAGGGCCACUAUCAAGAUGGAGGAGGUCAUCAGGGGGGAGGAGGGAGAGGGGGCUACGGAGGAGGGAACAACCAAGCAGGCUUUCAGGACUCCGCUUACCACGGAGGAGGUGGUCACCAUGAAAAUUACCAACAGGAGAGAGGCGCGGGUCGAGGAGGUCGCGGGGGCAGGGGAAGAGGAGGCCGAGGAGGAGCAGGAGGAGGAGGAGGAGGAGGAGGAGGAGGACAAGGUGGAGGGUGGGGAGGGAGAGGGGGGCAGAAUUUGAAUCAAGGAGGACAGUUUGAACAGUUCUUCCAACACGGCGGGCAGCACUACAACCAAGCUGGCUUUAAUCAAGGCCGACAAUACACCAGUUGAAGAAGAGUCGGGGGGCAUCAAAGCAGAGUCCACUCAGAGAUUCACUCGUCGUCAUGUGAACAGAUUUAAAAAUGCCUUAUGAUCAGAUUUAGAAUUUUCAGCAUGGGUAAAAGUUAAUGGAGAUGUUAAUUGAGGACCCUGAGACACACAGACAACACACACUCAGCAGUUUGAGGUUAUUGUUUUACUACAGAGAGCACUUCUAAAGUAGGUUUUUAUUUUCAUGCUGGUGUGUAAUGUUUUCUCUGCCGCCUCAAUGCAAGUAUUCAACAGUUGUGCUAUAAAUGGCUAUUCGAUUAUUUGGACUCUGCUGUUUUGACCUCACACUGAUACUAAUUUAGCCUUACAUUGGACAUGUUUUUUGAAAGACAGGGAAGGGUCCUGAGAUUUCAGUGUUACUGUGUAUCUGACAUGAGAAGUGCACUCUUCAAAUCCUUAAUAUAUUAAUUGAAUUUGACGAUUACUUGAAAACGGCUUCACCUUUCCAGUCUUCCUUGAUUUGACUGGAAUCUCCUUUGUUACUUAUUUAAAGAUGUCAUCUUGUUCUGCUCAUGGAAGAUUGUGUGCAUACAAAUAUGGAUGUUGGAGGGUUUGCAUGGGUGUGUGAAUGAGCAAUAAAAUCUGAAAUGAGAA